UCCCCUUAAUGUAGCCUACACUGAUGCAAGCCACCAGUCUGUUACAUUUGCGAACGCAGUGGACAGGCGAUUUUCUUUAGGAAUGCUAGAGAAUACACGACUUGAAUUGAUGUCUUUUGUGAAUCGUGUGGCAACCACAUCUGCUUGUCGUUCCUUGAAGAUUAGGUUUUCAGAAGAGCUGAGAUGGACUUGCAUAUCCUCGACCAUCGAUUGAGGGUGACUAGUAUUAGCAAAACAGGACUGGUUCAUUUCACUCACCCUUUAAUAAAAUUAAUUUUCUUGAGAAACAGAAGCAGAUGUAAAUUUCUGAGUCUCACAGAAACUCCAGAGAACUACACAGUUGUCCUUGACGAGGAGGGCUUCAAAGAACUGCAGCCAUCAGAACACCUGCAGGUGGAAGGCUCCACCUGGUUGCCCUUAAACGUCGUCUCCAAUGGCAACGCCUCCAGUAGCUCGCAGGCGGUGGGCGUCACCAAGAUUGCCAAGUCGGUCAUCGCCCCACUGGCCGAGCAGAACGUCUCCGUCUUCAUGCUGUCCACCUACCAGACGGACUUCAUCCUGGUACGAGAGAAGGACCUGUCAGUAGUGAUCCACACUCUUCAGGAGGAGUUUAACAUCUACAGAGAGGUGGGGGGAGAGUCCGUUCCUAUCCACCAACAGGACACACAGAACGGGCUACAGAAGAAUGGAAGAGACGCGGUGAAGGCCACUGUGCAUCCCGUGCUGAUCCCCGAGAACCAGUUCUGUGUGAUGAGUCUGGACCCAGACACGCUGCCGGCUAUCGCCACCACGCUCAUCGACGUGCUCUUCUACUCCAACAGCCUGAAAGAAGAACCUCACUCAAGUGAAGACAUCCAGUGUGUCAAAUUCUUCUCAUUCUCCCUGAUCGACGGGUACAUCUCCUUGGUGAUGGACACGGAGGCACAAAGACGGUUCCCGGCUGAUCUCCUGUUCACAAGCUCUUCAGGAGAGCUGUGGAGGAUGGUGCGAAUCGGAGGCCAGCCCUUAGGCUUCGAUGAGUGUGGGAUCGUGGCGCAGAUCUCCCAGCCCCUGGCUGACAGUGACAUCUCUGCCUACUACAUAAGCACCUUCAGCUUUGACCAUGCACUGGUCCCAGAGGAGGACAUCGUCACAGUAACAGACAUGCUCCUGAAGCAGAGGAAGGAUCCAGCAUGCUGACAUGCUGUAUUCUCAAGUCUUACGCUGCUCUUUUGACAAUGGCAGAGGUGUCUGUGUGUGUGUGUGUGUGUGUGUGUGUGUGUGUGUGUGUGUGUGUGUGUGUGUGGAUGUGGAUGCUAACCUUUCGUGCCUAGACUAACUCUGCAGCACAAGCAGUAUUAACCACAGAUCUGUUGCAUUGACCACCAGAUGUGCUUUUUAGAUACAGCAGGGGUUGAUAAGGAUGUCAACUGAUGCUGACUGUCGGCGAUUCAGAAGCCGUUGUGAAAAUGUGAUGUGAAUUUAGGUUGUUAUCUGAUAUUUCUUGUUUGAAAUGAAUGCACUGAAGUGCGCUGAAAUGUUACUGUUCUUCAUGCUCCUGUGUCUUGCGGUGGUGUUGCAGGAGUCUUCCAUGAGAAUAUGCUGGUUGUUCACAAUUUGGAGAUGAGAAGGUUCUGAAAUUGUAGUCUCUGAAACUCUGCAAUAUCAUUUGUUGCAGUCACUUACAUAGUAAUGACUUAAUGUUUACUUUAUUUCUGUCAUUUUUUUGUGAGCAUUUCAUGUGAAUAUUGGAAGCACAUAAGGAUGUUGAGAACCUUGUAAAAAAAACCAUUUGUUUGGAAAAUUGGAUUUUCACAGCAAAGCUUUUUGCUUACCAAACACUGCUAUGGAGAUGUUUUAAGUUUUGAAUCAAACAACGGGCUACUUGCACGAGAGACUCUCAAUGCGGGGGAGCCGGGUGUGUUUGAACCUGCCGCUGACCAGGUUGGGUGCUGCACCUAGUGAAUCAGAAAUCUGUAUGAAUCACAGCCAUGAGUACCAAUAGUCAUCAUCAUGCCCAUCUUCCAGAGUGAGAAUCUUGUAUUAGAACUACCUGUAAUAUUCUAGGCUAGGAGGUAUCUUAGGCAGUCAUGCAUUUGACAGUACUCACACCACUACACAUCACAUGUACAUUUAGUUAUAUAGUGUGCUUAGAUUACAUGUGGCCUUCACAUCAAGCAUAUUGUGUAUAUUUUCAACCACACCAGCACUAAAGCUCAGAGAGAGAAGUCCUCUGAAUUGCUACAACUUCAAUAUGUGUUCAGCAAGUGGAGCAUAGCCUCUGGUGUCACUAUAUGCGAAAACUAAUGCAUUGCAAAUGCCUGAAUGACCAUUUUUAGCAAACCAAGCAUUUCAGUUUGACUGAGUGCAAAAGCAUCACACAGCUCGAGAGAACUAAUACUCCGAAGCACUUAAUGUUGCUCUCAGCACCAUGAUGCUUUUGGGCUGUCAGAUGUUUCUCAAAAGCCUUUUGUUGGGCACUCCAAAUUCUUAGUCCCAUGCUGUUAGUAUCUCUGUCGAGAAGUGUCCAGUGCUUUCCAUGCCGAGGGAAUAUUGUGCCAAAAUGGACUGGACAUUGCAUGUUGAUUUGCUUGACUUAUGGCAUGCAGCAGCUGUAUUUUUGUCUUCCCAUAGAGAAGAGAAACCAUACAUCUGUUUGUAUCUGAGAUACAGAUUCAACUUGUUUCAAGGGGAUUUACUUUUAUACGGCUGUGUUGCUGGCCCCAACACGGCAUAAGUAUUGAUAAAGAAUAGUCACAUCCUUCUAUCUUAAGGUGAACACUCAACACUAAUGUGUAUGUAUUAUGUUUUGUUGGCAGUCUUUUACAUUUGCACAAACCUUCCCCCUUAGACCAAGGGUAGACCUUUAGACCUUGUUUAUCAAAGGAUACACUUAUUUUGUAGCAAUAGAGGAGUACAUACAAUGUUUAUAAACAUGAGACUUCAAUAAAUGAUGUUGAAUUAAAAUAA
Sardina pilchardus (European sardine) is the source of this 2949-nucleotide messenger RNA. It is a transcript of the gene castor1, whose product is annotated as cytosolic arginine sensor for mTORC1 subunit 1. Gene Ontology annotation, molecular function: arginine binding. The record is from RefSeq and is a predicted model, not a curated record. Gene Ontology annotation, biological process: negative regulation of TORC1 signaling. NCBI's taxonomy places the organism in Eukaryota, Metazoa, Chordata, Actinopteri, Clupeiformes, Clupeidae. The transcript is spliced from 9 exons. The coding region runs from base 184 to 1179 and encodes 331 amino acids.